AUGAAACCUUUCAGCAAGUACGCCAUACAGCAAGUAAUGAGGGCAACCAAAUGGUCGGUAUUUCAGUAUGGUGUCAGAACAAUGGUUGUGAUGGUGUUAGUGGUAAGAAUUUUUGACUACGGAUACCUUUCCGCAAUUGAAUACCCUCUGAGGACGUUCUAUGGCCUCCUCUCUCUGGCAUACGUUCUACUUGGUGUGCUCUGGCUAUGCUUCACGUUCUGUCACUGGAAGGAUCUCCUUAGAAUUCAAUACUACAUUACUCUUAUGAUCUCGGCUGGACUCAUUGAAGAGCUAACCUCUUACGGGCUCUAUGAGUCACUCAACCGAACAGGAGUGACUGUCAAAAGUGCAUUGAUUUUUGCCCUCAUCGUCAGUUGUCUGAAGCGGGUGCUCGCACGGUUCCUUCUAAUGAUAGUUUGUGUUGGCUAUGGAAUCACCAAGUCGCGGCUUGGCACGGCCUACCGUCGCAUUGUGUGGAUUUGCGUAUUAUAUCUCUUUUGCUGCCUCCUUGAUGGCGGGCUUCGUAUGUUCCAUCCCCGCUUCGACCUUUCCCUCACCAUCCUCCUGGGGGCACUCCCCCUUAUCGCCGUGGACCUGGCCAUCCUAUGGUGGUGUUUCUCCAACCUUGUCUCCACCCUUCGGGAAACACGCAUGAGGCGUAACAAGGUCAAGCAUGAGCUCUAUCGCGUCUUUUCUGGAUUACUCAUCUCUGUUGCCUUAGUCUCAGUUUUGUUCAUGUGCGUUUCCAUCAUCCUUCUGCACUGGAACCCCUGCAUCACAGCCUGGCGGUACAUCUGGUUUGACGAGACUCUGUGGCAGAUUCUCUUCUUCGUGAUUCUCCUCGCCAUCGUCGUUCUCUGGCGUCCGAGCAGCACCAACAAGCUGUACGCCAGAAGCGCCUUCCUCGACCCCGACGUGGAGCCACCGCCUGAGGACCUCGAGGAACUCCUUCUCGACGCGAUCGUCUCAGGUGCGUCUGCCAUUGCACUCCACCUUGAUGAUGCGUUGCGGUGGGCUGAGGAGAACAUUCCCCCUUCACAACCCACUAAGUGA
Mesocestoides corti is the source of this 1053-nucleotide messenger RNA. The record is from the annotation of a GenBank genome assembly. Lineage: Eukaryota; Metazoa; Platyhelminthes; Cestoda; Cyclophyllidea; Mesocestoididae.